CAAUUUCCCCACACCGAACAACCUUUUUUCAUAAAUACCACUUAUACCAGAGCGUUGCCAUACUUUAAUAUGUGCGUGCAAGAAACAAGCGUCUUCUCGUUGACUUAAUUCCACAAUUCAUACAUAAAAUUUCGCAUAUUAUCAUAAAGUAAACAAUGCCAAAAGUGCGUCGUAGUCGUAAACCCCCACCAGAUGGCUGGGAACUUAUUGAACCCACACUGGAAGAGCUGGAGCAGAAAAUGCGCGAGGCCGAAACGGAACCGCACGAGGGCAAACGCAUUACGGAAUCACUUUGGCCGAUCUUCAAGAUACAUCACCAGAAGACGCGUUAUAUCUACGAUCUGUACUAUCGCCGCAAGGCUAUCAGUCGUGAACUGUACGAUUACUGCCUAAAGGAGAAGAUCGCCGAUGCCAACUUGAUAGCCAAGUGGAAGAAGUCGGGCUACGAAAACCUCUGCUGCCUGCGGUGCAUUCAGACGCGUGAUACGAAUUUCGGCACGAACUGCAUUUGCCGCGUCCCCAAGUCAAAGCUGGAGGAGGGACGCAUAGUGGAAUGCGUCCACUGCGGAUGCCGCGGCUGUUCCGGCUGAGGCGCCCAUUUGAAAUUCUCGUAAAUAUAAAGACUGUAAAUACGAGUGUGGCUUAGAGCCUUUCCUAGCUUAUCUUCAAAAGUAGACAGAAGCAAAGAUAAAUAAGUUAUAAAGUAUAUAUGUAUCUGAAUGUAUAUAUGUUUUCCUCUUGUCUGGAAACCUUCUGAACAACGCUCGUACAGUUUAAAGUCUGAGUUGAUGUGUGUGUAUUGAGUAAAUUAGGAAUUGAGCUGCUUCCUAGACAGCAGGAACAGAAUUACAGUUGAUUACUUAAUGAAACUACAAUAAAUUGUAAAUACAAUAAUUGGGUAGUAUAAGAACACAAAACCGCUUGUAAAAAUAGAAUAUCGAUAUAAAUGUAACCUUUUUACUUAAAAUGAAAUAAAAUAUAAAUUCAUAUUAUCAA
Messenger RNA from Drosophila mojavensis, 996 nucleotides. Its product is annotated as protein BUD31 homolog. The coding region runs from base 156 to 590 and encodes 144 amino acids. Lineage: Eukaryota; Metazoa; Arthropoda; Insecta; Diptera; Drosophilidae. Gene Ontology annotation, cellular component: spliceosomal complex; nucleus. Gene Ontology annotation, biological process: mRNA splicing, via spliceosome. The record is from RefSeq and is a predicted model, not a curated record. The transcript has a single exon.